Molecule: messenger RNA, 5332 nt
Organism: Procambarus clarkii (red swamp crayfish)
Lineage: Eukaryota; Metazoa; Arthropoda; Malacostraca; Decapoda; Cambaridae
Product: Upf1 RNA helicase
Biological process (GO): nuclear-transcribed mRNA catabolic process, nonsense-mediated decay
Cellular component (GO): cytoplasm
Molecular function (GO): RNA binding; zinc ion binding; hydrolase activity
Source: RefSeq, a predicted model, not a curated record
CAUACCCUCUAUUGCUAUCAUGGUUCCCGACAUGGUUGUGCGGGAAGAAAAAUUUGAACGGAAAAAGAGUUGAAGUAGAGCGUGUGAUUCUCUUGUGAGCAGUGUGAUAAUCUCCGAAAAUGAGUGUGGACGCAUACGGCCCCAGUUCGCAAAGUCUCACCUUCUACGACACCGAGGAAGCCGACCUUUUGGGGGCUGACACUCAGGGCUCUGAGUACGAGUUCAACCUCACCCUCGGCAGUCAGACCCAGACUCAAGGAGACCCACUAGACAAGACUCAGCCUAGCCAGAGUCAGGUGACAGUCAAUGGAGAUGUAGGGGAACCUGAAGUUGAGAAGACAACAGAAGCACUCGGUGAUCUACAAUUUGAGGAAGAGGAUGAUGAAAAUGCUUUUUAUACCAAGGAACUUCCCGAAUGGGCGUGCCGCUACUGUGGGAUCCAUGAUCCGGCAUCAGCCGUCAUGUGCAAUGUGUGUCACAAGUGGUUCUGCAAUGGUCGUGGCAACACCUCGGGCUCGCAUAUUAUCAACCAUCUUGUUCGUGCCAAGCACAAGGAAGUGAGUCUUCACAAGGAUGGAUUGGUGCGAGAUACUGUUCUGGAGUGUUAUGCAUGUGCCGUCAAGAAUGUGUUUGUGCUGGGCUUUAUUCCUGCCAAAGCUGAAUCUGUGGUGGUUCUCUUGUGUCGGCAACCAUGCGCUGCGCAGAGUUCUCUUAGAGAUAUGAAUUGGGAUCCAGAACAGUGGAAACCUUUGAUCAAUGACCGUGCUCUCUUACCUUGGCUGGUGCGUGUGCCUUCAGAAGCUGAACAACUCCGUGCACGCCAGAUUACUGCCCAGCAGAUUAAUAAGCUGGAAGAACUAUGGAAGGAGAAUGCUUCAGCAACAUUUGAUGAUCUGGAGCGUCCAGGGGUGGAUGAAGAGCCUCAGCAGGUUUGCCUCAGAUAUGAGGAUGGAUUCCAAUAUCAGAAUAUAUUUGGACCUUUAGUGAAGUUAGAAGCUGAUUAUGAUAAGAAACUCAAGGAAUCCCAGACCCAGGACAAGAUUGAAGUGCGGUGGGAUAUUGGUUUAAACAAGAAGAUUUGUGCCUAUUUUACUCUUGCCAAAACUGAUGGAGAUAUGCGGUUGAUGCAUGGUGAUGAAUUACGCCUUAGGUACUUGGGUGACCUUCACAAACCCUGGUCUGGAGUUGGACAUGUCAUUAAGAUACCAGACAAUUUUGGAGAAGAAGUUGGGAUUGAGCUCAAGUCCAAUGUGGGUGUUCCCACAGACUGUAGAGAUAAAUUUGUAGUGGACUUUGUAUGGAAGUCGACCAGCUUUGAUAGGAUGCAAGCAGCUUUGCGAAAAUUUGCUGUAGACGACUCCUCGGUGUCUCCUUAUAUCUAUCACCGACUGUUGGGUCAUGUAGAAGUGGAUGAGCUUAUAUUCCGCCAUAUUCAUCUGCCGAAACAGCUAUCGGCUCCAAAUCUUCCUACCUUGAACAAUUCUCAGCAAUAUGCCCUGAAACAUGCCUUGCAACGACCCUUGUCACUGAUCCAAGGUCCUCCAGGCACGGGCAAGACGGUGACCUCGGCCACCAUUGUUUACCAGUUAGUGAAGCAGACUGGUGGCUCCGUCCUGGUGUGUGCCCCUUCCAACACUGCUGUCGACCAGCUCACUGAGAAGAUUCAUAAGACUGGGCUUAAGGUUGUCCGGUUGUGCGCCAAGUCCCGAGAAGCCAUUGAUUCUCCAGUUUCUUUCUUGGCCUUGCAUAAUCAGAUCCGCAGUCUUGAAGACAAUGGUGAGCUCCAGAAGCUGCAGCAGCUGAAGGAAGAAACGGGAGAGCUGUCCUCGGCAGAUGAGAAACGCUACCGCAUGUUGAAGAAGCAGGCAGAAAAAACUUUGCUGGAAGCUGCUGAUGUCAUUUGUUGCACUUGUGUUGGUGCUGGUGAUCCGAGAUUGGCACGCCUUAAAUUCCACUCCAUUCUCAUAGACGAGUCUAUGCAAGCCACCGAACCAGAGUGCAUGGUGCCGGUUGUUCUUGGUGCAAAGCAAGUUAUCCUUGUGGGUGACCAUUGCCAGCUGGGGCCAGUUGUGAUGUGCAAGAAAGCCUCAAGGGCAGGCCUCUCCCAGUCCCUCUUUGAAAGACUUGUUGUUUUGGGCAUAAGACCAUUCCGCCUUACCGUCCAGUAUCGUAUGCAUCCACAGUUGGCACAGUUUCCCUCAAACUUUUUCUAUGAGGGGUCUCUUCAGAAUGGUGUUGCUGACGCGGAUCGCACAAUGAAGGGUGUAAGUUUUCCUUGGCCACAAGCAGACAAGCCUCAGUUCUUCUAUGUUACAUCAGGCCAGGAAGAAAUCGCUGGCUCGGGUACUUCUUAUUUGAAUCGCACGGAGGCAGCCAGCGUGGAAAAGUUGGUAACCCGCUUCCUGAACUGCGGUGUGAAGCCCGAACAGAUAGGCGUUAUCACACCGUAUGAAGGCCAAAGGGCUUAUCUGGUUCAGUAUAUGCAAUAUCAAGGGCCUUUAAACCAGAAGCUUUAUCAGCGUUUAGAGGUUGCAAGUGUGGACGCCUUUCAGGGUCGGGAAAAGGAUCUCAUUAUCAUGUCGUGUGUGCGGUCCAACGAACAUCAGGGUAUUGGCUUUCUCUCUGAUCCCCGAAGACUUAAUGUGGCCCUGACUCGCGCUCGUUAUGGCAUCAUCAUUGUCGGCAAUCCCAAAGUACUCUCUAAGCAAGGGUUAUGGAACCAUCUGCUGCAUCAUUUUAAGGAGAAGAAGGUCCUGGUGGAAGGUCCACUGAACAACUUGAAAGAAUCAAUGAUGCAGUUCAGCAAACCAAAAAGGCUUAUCAAUGCCACCAAUCCAGGUUCUCACUUCAUGAACACAGCUAUGUAUGAUGCCAGAGAAGCCAUGGUUCCUGGUUCCAUGUAUGAUCGCUCCGGCCCUAUCAAUGGUUCUGCUCCCACAACUUCACCAUAUUUCAGAGGACCUCAGUUUGACAUGUACGGGCGUGCACACGAUUCCCUAGAUUACAUCUCUACUGAUCAUUCACAACCUGGGCUCAAUAACUUGCCCGUACCAGUUGGCAUGUUCAUGAACAUGGCCCACGUGCCUCCACGAUUCUAUCAGCAACACCAGCAGGCUCUGGCACAAGCCCGGGGUGGCCGUGGCGGGGCACGUGGGGGUAGAGCCGGGUCCAGGAAGCUUACGAAGAACAUGGGCGGAGCGGGGACUCUUCAGCUGUCGCAACCCUUCAGUCAAGACCCCUCAAUGCAGAACUAUUCUCAGCCUGGCCUCACACAGGGGCACUUGUCACAGGGUAUGUCUGGACCUGGACUGAGUGGUUUGUCCCAAGGACUGUCUCAGGCAGAAUUGUCUCAAGAUUCAUACAUGGUUGACCAGUUCCAAAGCCAGACAGAUGGCCUCCUCUCCCAAGACUCUACUUACCAGGGUGACCGUGCGUUCUUCACACCAGCAUCACAAACGCACCACUUCUCACAGCCGUACUGAUGGCAGACUUGAAGAGAUCCCCUGGCGCAUGAAGGCGAUGAAGCAGCGCACCAGAGCAGCAAAACAGCAAGUGGAGUAACAGAAGGGCACCCACAGCAGGCACAGAAGCAACAGCAGCGGCACAAAGAAUAGCAGGCUAAAGCAAUCACCUGUUGUGGUCAAGUCACAUGCUGACCUUAUUGCUACGAAUGCUACUGGCAGGAAGCUUUGAUUUGCAGAAAUGUCAUGCUAGAUUUGACAGAAGCCUUUGACAAUUAUCAUUGGUUUUCUCAAAGGUUGAUGGUAAUAGUCUCAAAUAAUGCUUUGGGUCUAGUAAUAUUCCCGGGUUAAUGUUGGUUUAGAGAGAAGAUUCCUUCUCACAUCUAAGCAUUUUAAAGGCAGAAAAAAAAUUCCUGGGAAAUUCCAUGACAGGAGAUAGAUUUUCGUAGCAAGAAUGAGGCAAGGAUACGAGGUGAAGAGCAAGGAUAGGUAGCUUCCAGCUUCCUAUGCAUGGGUGUAGACGUGACUCUUGCAUGGCCACUGGUGAUUGCUGUGCUGUCUCGACGUGCCCGUGUCCUGACCGGUGGUGAGGCCCACACACUCCUCAAUCGCCUACUCGCACCACUGGCAGCUACCAAGUGGAGCAGCAAGAGUAGUAGGAGAGACUCCCAGGAUAUACCCGACAUCCAAUUUUUCCCAUCACUUUUUCUAUUUCUUUUAUGUAAUUUUUUUUUUGUAAUAAAUCUGUUCAUUAUAUGCUGGGUAUUUGGUUUUAGUUGCAUAGGUGUGUAUGAUAUCAAACACCUGUGGUUACUCUGUUGUGUACUUAAUUUACGUUUUACACUCGACUAAUAAAUUGAACGUGUUUAUUCAGGCGGCAGUACAGUGAGAGAUGGUUGGUAUACUGUACCUAAAUUUUAGUUAAUAUCUACACAAGUGUUAAAAAAAAUGUAAUUUUAAUUUCAUUAUAUGUUCUGUACUUCAGUAAAAAAAAAAAUUUUUUUAGUAUGGUGCAAGUACAAAUUAUUAAAGUGAAUACUGCCAUAUAUGAUGUUGCAUGAACUAAUGAUGCCAUGUUUAUGUAAUCAUGUACAAGACUUGUAGCAGGCUUUGUUCAAUGAGGAAACAGGAUUAGGGCAGUCAAAGUGCCGAGAACGUGUGUCUCCAUUCGUUUGUUUUUUCUUAUUAACUAUUCCAUCACAAUUGUCUUGAAAGACAAUCUAUUCCAAUAAUAAUUUUGACCAUACUGUAGGGAUCACUGACUUCCCUGAUACCAAGAGAACUGAUUCUUCACUAAUACUUCUACAGUUGUUUGGACUUGAUUUCCAAGGCAGUUAUGUUUCUUUUUUUAUUUCUUCUCAAGACUAUCAGCUUCUGUCGUAAGCUGUGAAUUAUCUGAUUAGCUUUGAUUUCAGUUGGCACAAGUUACAUGAAGUGCAUUCUUCAAUGUUUCAUAAUGUGUAACUUUUGUCAAAUGCAGCAGUAUUUGUCAGAUUUUUCCUUCCUUUUUCUUGUGGUGAUUUCUCUUUUUUUAUUCUCAAAGUUGAAUCUUCUAAUCAAAUCCAUAUUGAAGAUUUUUUAAAAGUUCUUCAGGAGACUGAACUGUUUUAAUUCUCACUUUUUUCAUUCAUGAAAUUGACUCCUAUGACUCAAAAACUAGUCUGUUUACAAUAUAUAUUUUUUACUUUGAAUAUGGGUUCUAUUUUUUUUAUCAUAGGAGUUUGCAAUAUUACUUUUUAUUUUCUGUGCUCUUAGGUGGCAUGAUUAUCCCCUAAUAUGAGCAUCUUUAUCUUUUCUUAAAUUGGGCCUGAAAUAUUAUUUUUCUGAAUUUGUCCCACUGAAAAAAAGUUGAAAAUAAAAUUUGAAAGUUA